Pungitius pungitius (ninespine stickleback) is the source of this 1625-nucleotide messenger RNA. RefSeq names its product penta-EF-hand domain containing 1 (gene pef1). Bases 16 to 885 code for a protein of 289 amino acids. The transcript is spliced from 5 exons. NCBI's taxonomy places the organism in Eukaryota, Metazoa, Chordata, Actinopteri, Perciformes, Gasterosteidae. Gene Ontology annotation, biological process: COPII vesicle coat assembly. The record is from RefSeq and is a predicted model, not a curated record. Gene Ontology annotation, molecular function: calcium ion binding.
GAAAUGCACCAAUAGAUGACAACCGCGAGCGGGCCAGUCCCUCAUUUGUAUCCGCCUUCACGGCUGCUUUGCCGAAGUCUGUCAGAAAUGAGUUUCCACUACGGCCAGGGCUACCCAGGAGGAGGCCCCCGACCACAAGGUUCUCCAUACGGGGGAGGCAGUGGUCCAUACGGGCCGAACCCCUCAGCUCCAUACGGCGGUGGACAACAACAAUCAGGGAGUCCCUAUGGUGCUUAUGGAUCCCCGGGUCAAGGAGGGCAGUAUGGGCAACCACAAGGGGGUUCCCCCGCCGGGCAUUAUGGGGGUUACGGCGCACAGCCUCAUGGAGGACAAUAUGGACACCAUGCUCCAGCAGGUAACGUCCCCCCGGGUGUUAAUCAGGACGCGUACCAGUGGUUCCAGACUGUCGACACGGACCACAGUGGCUUUAUCAACCUGAAGGAGCUGAAGCAGGCACUGGUCAACUCCAACUGGUCUGUUUUCAAUGACGAGACCUGCCUCAUGAUGAUCAACAUGUUUGACAAGACGCGCUCGGGCCGUAUGGACAUUUUUGGCUUCUCUGCGCUCUGGGACUUCAUGCAGCGGUGGAAAGCGCUCUUCCAGCAAUAUGACCGAGACCGCUCGGGCUCUAUCAGCGGCAUGGAGUUACACCAAGGCCUCGCGCAGAUGGGCUACAACCUGAGCCCGCAGUUCUCCGAGACGUUGGUGCAGCGCUUCGCCACGCCCGGCGCGCGACCCGGCAUCCAGCUGGACCGCUUCAUCCAGGUGUGCACCCAGCUCCAGAGCAUGACGCAGGCCUUCAGGGAGAAGGACACCACCAUGUCGGGCAACAUCCGCCUUAACUACGAGGACUUCCUCUCCGGAGCCGUCACCAGGCUCAUGUGAGGCCCCCCCCCCCUCCCCUUUCACUGCUCCGCCACAAGUUUCCCUCCAUCCCACAUUAUUCCGUGGGUUGCUGCUGUGGGGGACGUGAUGCGCUCCAUCGCGCGUUUGAAACAAGUUCAUUGGCUGAUGAAAGGGCAUCUAAAGCCUUCACCGGAUGGCUUCACUUUCACCGGGAACAGGUGGGAGGGUUUCAAAACGGGCCCAUGCUAGAGAGCCCCAGUUAAUUUAGUUUUUUACAUAAACUGCAAGAGAGGCCUUGUUCACAGGUGUUUUUCUUCCGGAUGAGUUUACUAUGGAUGCAGCCGUUAACGUGUUCCUGUGCCAUUGAAAUGAUAUUCAGCAUCUCUGGAGGGUGUCUCUAUGCAACGGUUGCACAUUGGAUUGAACAUUGCUUUAUAUUGUAUUGUGUAUAAUUAGCCAAAAUAAGGCCACUUUUUUAAUAGUUGAUUUAUUCUACUCCCAGAUUUGCUGGGUAUUUGAUUAGAAAAAUAUAAUUUAUGAUAGUUUUCUGCUCGAUGCAUUCCAGUAAGCCAGUAUCAACCAUAAAUAAAAACAUAAAGCUGUGGGGAAAAACCAACCCAAAAGAAUAGAAAAUGUCCCGUGUUUCCUGCUUUCCCAUCAAUGAAAGGUUUUGUUUUUUAAUGUACUUUAUUAGAUUAAAAACACUGCUGACGCAGUCUCUAAUCAGACAAUAUCAUGGUUUCUUGUGCCAAAAAUAAAUAAAUACUUUUCUUUCAGAA